Molecule: messenger RNA, 1354 nt
Organism: Ostrea edulis (European flat oyster)
Lineage: Eukaryota; Metazoa; Mollusca; Bivalvia; Ostreida; Ostreidae
Product: G-protein coupled receptor GRL101-like
Exons: 5
Coding region: 1-1170 (389 amino acids)
Biological process (GO): G protein-coupled receptor signaling pathway
Cellular component (GO): membrane
Molecular function (GO): G protein-coupled receptor activity
Source: RefSeq, a predicted model, not a curated record
AUGAAAAUUCUGUUGACAUUAUACUACACUGUUCAGGGUCUGGGUUUACCCAAGCUGCUGUUUGGAUGUUUUAAACCAAUCAGCGUGGAACCUUUCUACCAUGUGAUCAUUGUUCUUUGUUCUACUAGAAGGAGAAGCCACGCAAAAUUUUGCUACGAAAAUUAUUGUUACCCACCAUCCAACCCCAGUUACAACUAUGAAUCAAAAGAAUACCCUUCUUCAUCAAAUGUUCACAGGAUACCACCUCAAGACAUCUACGAUUAUAUUGAUAUCUAUUACGGAUAUGAUACAGACACGGGAUCCAACCAUUCCAAUAACAACCUAAGCAUAACGACAGAUGACAAAUUUGACGUUAUUGCAAAUACGUCUGAUCCUGAAAAUGUCAAUAUACCCUAUUCGGAGACAGACUGUAGUUCUGUCAUAAUACCUUCAUUUGUCAAUUUGGUUUACACUGGAAGGUAUGCAUUUGAGGACCAUUCCUGGCGACAAAGCGUACUUUGUUCCGUGUCAGGGGUUCUAGCCACAGUAUCCAGUGAAUCGUCUUCUUUCUUUGUAUCGUUGAUAACUAUGGACAGGAUUUUAGCCAUAAAGUACCCAUUGUCGUCAAGACGUUUAACAAAAGUAGGAGGAAUAUUGUUGGCUGUCCUCGCAUGGACAAUUUCCCUUUCUUUAGCGUUAUUUCCUAUUUUGCCGAUGGGGUUUUCGAGCUUUGAGGGUUUUUACGCUCAAACUGCGAUUUGUAUCUAUCUACCUUUGUCUGUUCAAAGAAGACCCGGCUGGCAAUAUUCGAUGGUUGUAUUUGUCGGCAUCAAUUUCAUUAUCUUCCUUGGUAUUUUGGUCGGACAAUGUGUCAUAGUUCUCGAGGUUAUCAAGUCAGGGAGAAAAAUCCAAUCUUCAAACAGGCAUCAACGAGAGGUGGCACUUGCCAAGUCAGUUGGUGCCGUUGUCUUAACAGAUUUCUUCUGCUGGAUCCCUAUAGGAAUAAUAGAUUGUUUUUUUUUUUUUUUUUUUUUUUUUUUAGGAAUGCUAACCUUCUCUGGAGUCGACAUUUCAUCUGAAGUGUAUAACUGGAUAUUAGUACUUGUUCUUCCGAUCAACUCCGCUCUCAACCCGAUAUUGUAUACUUUCUCUGCUGUACUGAGACAAAGAGAUCGUAGAGCAGAAGUAUGAAUUUUCUGAAACUUGUUAUACUGUAUAAGCAAAAUAUUUAGCGAGGAUUUGAUUUUGGCAUUAUUAGCGAGGGAGUUGAGAUCGCUAAAAUUGAAUAUCGUUAAUAAUUUAUUUUGUAUAUUAGGUAAUAGUGAUAUUUCGUGGAAUUUAAAGUCGCUAAAACAAGCUCUCGCUAUAUAUAUAU